AUGUACAGAAUGGCAGAACGGUUGACCGACGCGGUACGAAUACUUGACCACGACCCUUCGCUUGCUCUUUACCGACUGCAAGAACAUGUUGGUCGCAGUUUGCCGGGUCUCGUACAACGAAAAAUCCAGUUAAACAAAAAAACUACUCUACUCAGUGGUAUUCAGUUUGAUUUGGAAAACGCUCUAAGUACUGUGGAAAGCAUACGCAUGUCUGCUUCAACAUUCGAGGAAUGUACAGAAAUGCUGCGUGAUUGCAUUUUUUACAAACAGCAACUGGAUUUUGAUGUUAACAGGAAGAUUACUGAUGUAACCGUGAAGGGACGUAGUAAGUCCCUCCAUGAUGUAACACGCAGAUAUGAAGAGAAAGACUGA
Molecule: messenger RNA, 372 nt
Organism: Angiostrongylus costaricensis
Lineage: Eukaryota; Metazoa; Nematoda; Chromadorea; Rhabditida; Metastrongylidae
Source: the annotation of a GenBank genome assembly